AUGAAGUUCUUACUAGAGUCUCUUUUGACUGCCUUUGUGCUAGUCGUCCUUAUUAGUGGUCACGUUGUCAAUGACACCGUUGCUGGCCACGUUAUCGUCGAAGAGCCAGCCAAAUAUCUCCUCCAACUGAGCCCUGAUACGCAACAAUGGGUUACAGAAGAAGAAAAAUGGGAGUUUAUACGUGAUGGGAAAACAUUCAUGGAUAUUACUGACUCACAAAAUCUGGACUCUGCAAUGGUCCUGGCCCAACAGCCAUUUCCCAUCAGAUACCCUGAACAUUGUGUGAGGCAGGAGCAGGUUCAGAGGCUGGUUGGCAAUCUCUCCAAGAUUUACAUGAGGAACAACCUCGUGAAGUUGACAUCGUUCCACACUCGCCAUUACGACUCUGAUCACGGCCGACAGUCGUCUAGAUGGGUUCUUGAAAAGCUCAAUGACAUGAUCAAGGAGGCUGGCGCGAAUGGCACUGUGACUGCCGAAGCCUUUGUUCAUCCGUGGCCGCAGAGCUCGACCAUUGUCAAGAUUCCUGGCUUGACAAACAAUACCGUCAUCAUCAGCGCCCACCAAGACUCUAUGAACAAGUAUCUUCAUAAGGCUUCGGAAAUAGCCGCUCCUGGUGCUGAUAGUGGCGGUAGCGGUACGGUUACCAUCAUGGAGGUCUUCCGACUAUUGCUUAAAGACAAAGACGUCGUCAACGGCCUCACACAAAACACGGUGGAAUUCCAUUGGUAUAGCGCAGAGUUGGCUGGUCUUUUGGGCAGCCGGGCAAUCAUCCGCUCGUACGUGAAAAAUGGUCGCGAAGUCAAAGCCCUGAUACACCAAGACAAGGUGGGCUCCAUUCAAGGAACGUUGGAAGCUAAGAAGAAUGAGUCAAUUGGUGUCAUAACCGAUUUCACCGAUCUUGGCCUCACAAACUUCAUCAAGAAAGUCAUUGAUACGUACUGUGAUAUACCUUGGGUCGAGACGAGAUGCGGCUUUGCAUGCUCUGUCCAUCAAGUGGCAAAGUAUUGGCAUUAUCCUGCAGCACUUGUCACCGAAUCAGCUGUUGAACAUAGAAAUAUUCACUCUGGAGCUCGGGAUACCAUCGCCCAUCUAUCCUUUGAUCACAUGCUUCAGCACGCAAAAAUGACUUUGGGGUUGGUGUAUGAGCUCGCAUACACCAAAUUUUCUGAUGCGCCCUCAGAACGUCCGCCUAAAUAG
Molecule: messenger RNA, 1197 nt
Organism: Trichoderma asperellum CBS 433.97
Lineage: Eukaryota; Fungi; Ascomycota; Sordariomycetes; Hypocreales; Hypocreaceae
Biological process (GO): proteolysis
Molecular function (GO): metalloexopeptidase activity
Source: RefSeq, a predicted model, not a curated record